AACAACGUAAAAAAAAUCGCUAACAUGUUAGACUUUCUUUCGUAUUUGCAUCCGGGAUAUUAAUCUCUUGUGAGGAUGUGGAUACUAGCUUGAAUGUGAGAGGCUCUCGUUGACUCUCCAGUAAAACACAUUUGGAUCAUCCUUAAAGACGGAAGUGAGCACUCCUGUUCCCGAGCAGGGCCGCGGACGCUGCGCAUGCAUGUCACUGUUUGAAUGUUUAUUCACGUGUGUCAUAUAUGCCUACGAGUUCUUCCCAAAGAUAGUCCAGAGCUUUCGUUUGCCUCUGACUCUCUGUGGUAUGGCAGCAGCAGCAGCAGAGGCGGAGGACCGGAGCAGCGCGACGCUAACAGGUGACGGAGAACCGGAGGAGGCCGAGGAGUUCACCUGCUCGGCCCACUGCUCGGAGCUCUCCCGGCGGCAGAACGAGCAGAGGAAGUCAGGGCUAUUCUGCGACGUGACGCUGGUCUUCAGCUCCGGCGGGGUAUCUGAGAAGAGGGUCCAAACGUUAUCCGCCCACCGCUCGGUGUUGUCCGCAGCGUCGCAGUACUUCACGCUGCUGCUGGGUGGACAGUUUUCAGAGUCCCUGUCCGGACGAGUGGAGCUGAGGGAGUGGAGCUCUGCGCAGGGACCAGACCCGGACACCGUGGAGAGGGUCAUACAAUUCAUGUACACAGGACAGAUCAGGGUCACCACUGCCAAUGUGCAUGAAGUGCUGGAACUCGCUGACAGGUUCCUGUUGGCGCAGCUGAAGAACUUCUGCGGAGAGUUCCUGAUGAAGAAGCUGAACCUAUCCAACUGUGUAGCAGUGCACAGCCUCGCCCACAUGUACACUCUAGACCAGCUGGCCCAGGGAGCUGCCAAGACGAUUAGAAGAAACUUCCACAAAAUUAUCUGCAACGAGGAGUUCUUCACGCUGCCAUUUCACCUGGUGCGGGACUGGCUGUCAGACUCAGGAAUCACCGUUGAAUCUGAACAGGAGUUGUUUGAGGCCAUUGUGAAAUGGGUGCAACAAAACACAGAGGAGAGAGAGACGCAUUUUGAGGAGCUGUUCAGACUUUUGAGGCUGACUCAGAUAGCUCCAACCUACCUGACACGGGUGGUGAGAAAGGAGCCCUUAGUAGCAAACAAUGCAGCUUGUCAGCAGCUUGUGUCUGACGCCCUUGAGGUCCACGCUGUGCACUUUGAGAACCUCAAGUCAGUUGAUUUAGAGCUCUCUGCCUCCAACAUAUCAGCCCAGCCUCGUCUGGGCCAGAACAUGGAUGUAAUCAUGGUAGUGGGUGGUGUUUCAGAAGGUGGAGACUAUCUGAGUGAGUGUGUGGGCUACUUUGUCGCUGAGGACCGUUGGGUGAACCUGCCUCACAUUCACAACCACCUCGACGGACACGCCAUCGCAGUGACUGACAGCUAUGUUUACGUGGCAGGCUCCAUGGAGCCAGGCUUCGCCAAGACCGUGGAGCGUUUCAACCCCAACCUCAACACCUGGGAGCAGGUUAGCAGCCUGACCACACGUAAGCACUCCUUCGGCCUCACGUGUGUCAAGGAUUUACUCUACAGUAUUGGUGGUCAUGGCAACUUCAGCCCAGGCUUUAAGGAUGUUACCGUCUACGAACCUGAGCAGGAUGAGUGGCACAAUCUCGAGCCAGCCCCGAAGAUACUACGAGAUGUAAAAACAGUGAGCGUGGAGGACCGCUACAUAUAUGUGAUGGCCAGGACUCCUGUAGACGUGGACAAUGAUGAUGGACUGAGCACUGUAACCUCCUGCUAUGAUACAGAGAGUCACAAGUGGCAGGAAGUGGACUCCUUACCACUUCUCGAUAAUUACUGCAGUUUUCAAAUGGCUGUUGCAUCCACCAACUUCUACCACACAGCUUCUUGUUGCGCGAAGAGCUACAAGGUAACAGCUGAAGCAGCUCGGCAUAAAAUAAGCAGAAAUAUCUCAGAUGAAAUCCUUGACAGCCUCCCUCCAGAGGUCCUCAGCAUGGAAGGUGCCGCCGUUUGCUACCUGGGUGAAGACAUAUUCAUCAUCGGUGGAUGGAGGAACUGCAACAACAUGGACAAGCAGUACCGCAAGGAGGCCUACCGUUACUGUGCAGAGAGGAAGCGCUGGAUGCUGCUGCCGCCCAUACCACAACCACGCUGCAGAGCCGCAGCUUGCCACGUUCGCAUCCCGUAUCACUAUCUUCAUGGCUGCCAGCACUACCCCAUGCCCCAGAACCUGGCUCGCCAGAGAGACCGUAUGCAACAGAUGCAGCAGCUCCAUCGCCGCACACUUACUUUGCGCAGGCAGCUGCAGUCUCAAAUCGAAUGCUGAGGGUCUAGUAAGGGCUAAAAGUUGGAGUGCGGUCCUUUGGUCUUUCCUUUCUGGCAUUGACAGUAAUUACUAGGGCUGCCUCUUGAAAGUCGAAAUUUCUUUCAUCAGUCGGAGACCCGUCAGUCAACUGAGAUUGCUUCAAGUCGAGCAGUCUUCUUUUGCUAGUCAGUGUGCUGU
Molecule: messenger RNA, 2488 nt
Organism: Plectropomus leopardus (leopard coralgrouper)
Lineage: Eukaryota; Metazoa; Chordata; Actinopteri; Perciformes; Serranidae
Gene: klhl11
Product: kelch-like family member 11
Molecular function (GO): protein binding
Source: RefSeq, a predicted model, not a curated record